Messenger RNA from Cotesia congregata, 1164 nucleotides. The record is from the annotation of a GenBank genome assembly. NCBI's taxonomy places the organism in Eukaryota, Metazoa, Arthropoda, Insecta, Hymenoptera, Braconidae.
AUGGAAAAAUUUGGAGAUUUGCCGAAUCGCGAGUGGACCCAGCGACUGAGUUUGCGUGGGAGUAGACGAAGUCAUCAGGGAGAGCUCGGCGCAACCGGAAUGACUGGCUCAAGAAGCACAAGAAGAUGGGCUAGUUUACGGCAACACGUGACCAGCGGGGAUGGAAUUAAGCCAUCGGUUGAAUUGUUGUUGAAUCGUGAACAAAACUCAAAAUCACAAACCCCGAGCUCGCAGCCCCAUUCGCCAAAUACUCCCAGAACACCUCAUACACCUCUCAAGAAGUCUAACUGGGAGGUCAUUGAACACUUUACUGGCGCGCCGAGACCCUCCAUUGUUACGAUGGGACUGGGCUCCGAAAUUGGCGUCAGUUUAGCUGCCGGAGGAGUCAAGGAACCUAUUUCAGUUACUGCUAUUAAUGCUAGUUUUACGGAAAAUGAACGAAAGUGCGCGCUUAGCCGGUUUUUACGGGCGCUUUGUAGAUCCCAUAGAUUUAAAAAUCUUCAAGUGGAGAUGUUGUACCAGCGUUAUUUUCUCCGGAUGAAUCAGAGCAACAUGACCCAUGUACUGGGACUCCUUACCGGGCUAUCAAUAGCUCUCGGAUUGCUGGUACUCAGACUCAUAUUUACCAGUGAUCAACCUUUUAUUACUCUCAUCCAGCGACCGGAAAAUUUAUCACUGACACUCGCUGUACUUACUUGUAUUGCUGUCUAUGCAGGACUGGUAGCAGCAAUAUCCCGACCGGGAAUGAACGAAGUCUGGUUAGCGGGAAUAAGUGGAGCAAUACUAGUGACGCUUUUGGCGCUUCAAAUAACCCUAAAUAUUCAUCUGGCAUAUUUACCGAGCUGGGACAACAAGAUAGUGAUGAACAGCGAGGACAUGACGAUGACCAGAGAGCCACUGGAUGGUGAUCCCGACGCCGAUGCCACGGCUAGCACAAUCUCAAUGACGAGAAUCGAUCAUUUGCGGACAGGUGGACCGCUCGCCGCGGCUUGGUCCGUCUGUUUUUUUAUCUACAUGGCCUACGCUCUUCUCCCGAUACGACUACGUCAUGCCUGCAUUGCUGGUGUUAUUUUCUCCGUCACCCAUCUCAUUGGCGCUUUUGUACUCUACUCCCAAGACUACCCUGCAAUGCUCGCACACGUGAGUUUUUUUUUAAGUAAUUAA